This is a messenger RNA of Anolis carolinensis (green anole), 1522 nucleotides long. Its product is annotated as Fanconi anemia group A protein-like. Gene Ontology annotation, biological process: interstrand cross-link repair; regulation of regulatory T cell differentiation. The transcript is spliced from 14 exons. Gene Ontology annotation, cellular component: Fanconi anaemia nuclear complex. Bases 1 to 1227 code for a protein of 408 amino acids. The record is from RefSeq and is a predicted model, not a curated record. NCBI's taxonomy places the organism in Eukaryota, Metazoa, Chordata, Lepidosauria, Squamata, Anolidae.
AUGGCACAUCCCAAAGUGGUUCAAGGGCUGCUUGAUUCUGUGGCCAAAGAGAAGCAGGAAGGCUCUUCUUCCCUGAAGGCUGCAAAAAGCUGGCUCCAUGUGUUUACUGUGAGUGCCUACCAAGGCCUGGUCCUGCCUGAGGCCCUGCAAGACUUCUUCAGCCAAACUUUGACCCAAGUUCUGACCUACAACCCUCAGCUCAAAGUUUCCGAUGCCAUUCCUCUCCAGAGAGAGUGGAGCUUUGCUCGGACAAAUGCGGUGCUCGCCUUGCUCUACCGCAAAUUGUUUGUGCCCUUCAAGCCGGAGGAGUUGGUCCGCCAUUUGCAGCACGUCCUGGAGACGAGCGAAGUCAACUGGCAUCACGUCCUCUCCUGCGUUUCCACGCUGCUGGUCUGCCAGUCGGGAGCCGCACCACUGAUUAAAGACUUCCUGAGCCAUCUGCUGAAGAAAGGCUUUGAGGACUAUGACUUGGAAAGCAUGAUGACGGCGUUCCUGAUCGCGCGCCAGGCUGGCCUGGAGGGUCCUGCCGUUUUCAUGCCUUACGCAGAAUGGUUUAAGCUUCAGUACGUCGUGCCCCUUCUUUGCUCGGAAGCCCGAAAUACAAGCUGGGAAGGCAGCAUGGAUGAUGACCUUCCAUGGAAAACAUUAUCCCGCCCCAGCUUCUGCUACUCAAAAGCUGCCUUGUGCUUAUGGAAGCAUCCCCUUUUCAAAGAACUAUUGUGGGAAAAAGCCUUCCAGCUGACUCUCCAAGAAUGGCUUCUGAUGGAACUGGCAGUCUGUCCCGACGAAGACGUUCUUUCUGCCGUUGAGAGGCAGGACUUCCAUUACUGGGCUCUGUACCAGCACUUUCUUCCUCUGUCUGUCGCUGCUGGCGGCUGCGAGGGAGACCUAAGAGAGGCCUGCGCCGUUCUCCUUGACGCCGUCUUGGAUUUCGGACAGAGGGGCUCAGUGAUACACACAUCAAGGUCUGAGUUGGGAAAGUGUAACCAUCCAAAUAAUCCCAAACGUUCCACAUUCCAGAGGAGAGGGAACCCCGAUAUCUACGCCAGAUUGCAGGAGAUGCUGCUGGAGCUGGAGCUGGAGCGCAGGAGAGCCUGGCCUGUGUCCGGUGGCGGCAAAGAGGAGCUCCUCUUGUUCCGGGUUUUCCAGAAGAGGCUCAAAGGGUUGAAGAGCGGGGAAGAAAUGCACCGGCAGCAAGAACUGUUCCUUCAAACCAGGGCUGCUUGAUUCUGUGGCCAAAGAGAAGCAGGAAGGCUCUUCUUCCCUGAAGGCUGCAAAAAGCUGGCUCCAUGUGUUUACUGUGAGUGCCUACCAAGGCCUGGUCCUGCCUGAGGCCCUGCAAGACUUCUUCAGCCAAACUUUGACCCAAGUUCUGACCUACAACCCUCAGCUCAAAGUUUCCGAUGCCAUUCCUCUCCAGAGAGAGUGGAGCUUUGCUCGGACAAAUGCGGUGCUCGCCUUGCUCUACCGCAAAGUAAGUCUUCCUUAAUUGGGGUUUGACUGCAAGCAUUUCACAGUCGUC